UCCAGAAAGCCAACUCCAUCACCAUCUCUAUUGACUAAACAAAAUUACCAAUUACACUAAUAAAAUAGAAUAAAGAAGGCGCUCUUGGAUCCAGAUCUUCUGCUUUUCUUCUAUAAACAAAACAUGGGGUUCCCCCCUCUACAAUCCCAAAACAGAUCACCUGUUCUCUUCUCGCAGCAAUGCCUGCAAGCCUAAGGCAUCUCCUGCUUUCCCGCACUAUCUUCUCCUUCACCUUACUUCUUUCGAUAAACACUCUUUUCUUCUCUUGUUGUUACUCUAUUAAUGAGCAAGGACUAGCUCUUUUAACAUGGAAGAACAAUUUAAACAACUCCACAGAUGCACUGAACUCUUGGAAUCCUGCAGACCCAAGUCCAUGCAACUGGUUUGGGGUUCACUGCAACUCAAAUGGCGACGUGAACGAGAUAAGCUUGAAAACAGCAGAUUUGCAAGGUCCAGUGCCUUCAAAUUUACAAUCUCUCAGGUCCUUGGAGAUCAUUAACCUAUCGUCAACAAAUCUAACAGGCACAAUUCCGAAAGAGCUAGGAGAAUAUAAGGAGCUCCGUGUGAUUGAUAUCAGCAGUAAUUCUCUCACAGGCGAAAUCCCAGUGGAAAUUUGCAGGCUCAGCAAGCUGCGGAGUUUAUUUCUCAAUUCAAAUUUCCUUGAAGGUGUUAUUCCUUCCAAUAUUGGAAACCUCUCAAGCCUUGUGCAUAUGACUCUCUAUGACAAUCAACUCGGCGGUGAAAUUCCAAAGAGUAUCGGAGCAUUAAGCAAGCUUGAAAUCUUCCGAGCAGGCGGGAAUAAAGAUAUCAAGGGUGAGCUGCCUUGGGAGAUUGGAAACUGCACUAACUUGGUUAUGUUAGGCCUGGCCGAAACCAGCAUUUCUGGAAGACUUCCUUCAUCAAUCGGUAUGCUGAAAAGAAUUCAUACCAUUGCCAUUUAUACGUCUCUACUGUCUGGUUCCAUUCCAGAAGAGAUUGGGAACAGCAGCGAGUUGCAGAACCUGUACUUGUACCAGAAUUCUCUCUCUGGUUCAAUCCCAAAGACAAUCGGGGAGCUCAGCAAACUCCAGAGUCUAUUGUUGUGGCAGAACAGCUUAGUGGGUACAAUACCGGUAGAGAUAGGAAGCUGCAGAGAGCUCACAGUAAUGGACUUAUCAGCAAAUCUUCUGACUGGCAGCAUUCCGAAAAGUUUUGGAGAGCUUUCCAAGCUUCAAGAACUUCAUCUAAGUGUUAAUCACUUAUCGGGUACCAUACCUUCUGAGAUCUCAAAUUGCACGGCUCUGACUCAACUGGAAAUCGACAACAACAGUAUUGAGGGCGAGAUUCCUGUUCUUAUUGGCAAUCUAAAGAGCUUAACUAUAUUUUUUGCCUGGGAGAACAGCCUAACAGGAAAUAUUCCAGAGAGUCUCUCCAAGUGCCAAGAUCUUCAGGCUCUUGAUUUCUCUUAUAACAACUUAUUUGGUCCAAUACCGAAGCAGAUAUUUGCUCUGAAGAAUCUCACAAAGCUGUUGCUGCUUUCCAAUGACCUCUCUGGCUUUAUAACUCCUGAUAUAGGAAACUGCACGAAUUUGUACAGGUUACGACUAAAUGGCAAUAGACUUGCGGGAACUAUUCCAUCGGAGAUUGGAAACUUGAGGAGUUUGAAUUUCUUUGACCUGAGCAACAACCGUCUUGUUGGAGGAAUUCCUCCAUCGAUAUCUGGAUGCAAAAACCUCGAGUUUCUUGAUCUUCAUUCAAAUGGGCUCGCUGGUUUUGUGCCAGAUACUCUGCCCAGAAGCCUGCAGUUCAUGGACAUCUCGGACAAUAGGCUUACAGGGCCACUGACUCAUAGCAUUGGAUCAUUAACGGAAUUAGCCAAACUCAACGUGGGAAAGAAUAAACUUUCUGGAAGAAUUCCAGCUGAGAUCCUGUCCUGCAGUAAGCUACAGCUCUUAGACCUUGGGAGCAAUAGUUUCUAUGGUGAGAUUCCAAAGGAACUCGGUCAAAUUCCAGCACUCGCAAUCUCUCUCAAUCUGAGCUGUAACCAAUUCUCUGGUGAGAUCCCAUCUGAAUUCUCGGGUCUUACCAAGCUAGGAGUCCUAGACAUCUCCCACAACAAGCUCAGUGGGAAUCUGAACAAUCUUGCAGAUCUUCAAAACCUUGUCUCCCUCAAUCUAUCCUUCAAUGACUUCUCUGGUGAAUUGCCCAACACUCCGUUCUUUCAGAAACUCCCUCUGAGUGACUUAGCUGCAAACAAAGGUCUCUACAUCUCCAACGGGGUUAUUACUCCGGCUGGCGGCAUGGGACCGGAUGGAAACACCAGAUCAGCGAUGAGGCUAGUGAUGUCCAUCCUCAUUAGCACUAGUGCGGUACUAGUGCUACUAGCAAUUUACAUAUUAGUACGUGCCCGUAUGGCCAGCAGCAAGCUCGCGGAAGAUGACUUUUGGGAAAUGACUCUGUAUCAAAAGCUCGAGUUCUCCACUGCUGACAUCGUCCAGAAUCUAACAUCAGCUAAUGUGAUUGGCACCGGGAGCUCUGGAGUUGUUUACCGGGUGACAAUUCCGAAUGGAGAAACUCUAGCAGUAAAGAAGAUGUGGUCAUCAGAAGAGUCGGGAGCAUUCAACUCUGAAAUCCAGACGCUGGGUUCAAUCCGACACAAGAAUAUCAUCCGGCUUUUGGGUUGGGCAUCAAAUCGGAAUCUAAAGCUUCUGUUCUACGAUUACCUCCCAAAUGGAAGCUUAAGUUCACUCCUGCAUGGUGCCGGGAAGGGAGGAGCAGAGUGGGAGGCUAGAUAUGAUGUUGUUUUGGGCGUGGCGCAUGCGCUUGCAUACUUGCACCAUGACUGUGUGCCUGCUAUUUUGCAUGGGGAUGUGAAAGCUAUGAAUGUGUUGUUGGGUUCUAACUAUGAACCUUACCUCGCUGACUUUGGGUUGGCUAGGAUUGUUGAUAGCAAUGGUGAUCACGAUGAUACCAAACUAAGUCAAAGACCUCUUCUUGCCGGUUCUUAUGGAUACAUGGCUCCUGAGCAUGCAUCGAUGCAGCGUAUCACUGAAAAAAGUGAUGUUUACAGUUUUGGUGUGGUUCUUCUUGAGGUGUUGACGGGCAGACACCCGUUAGACCCAACUUUGCCAGGUGGUGCGCACUUGGUUCAGUGGGUUCGUGACCACCUAGCGACUAAGCGAGACCCAGGUGACAUUCUUGAUUCAAAACUCAGGGGGAGGGCUGACCCUACAAUGCACGAAAUGCUCCAAACACUAGCAGUUUCGUUUCUCUGCAUCAGUACCCGCCCGGACGAUCGUCCCAUGAUGAAGGAUGUCGUUGCAAUGCUCAAAGAAAUUCGACAUGUGGAGGCCAUAAGGCCAGAACUUGACAUGUCAAAGGGAGGCUUGCCAGCUAUUCGUUCCUCACCUCCUGCUAGGAAAUUAGUUCCACAAGGAGGGUCGUCUAGUUGCUCCUUUGCUUUCUCCGAUGAUUCCGUUUAAGAAUUAAUUAUAUAUUUCAGGAGGUGCUUGAUGUGUUGUGUAUAAUCUAUCAAAGAAUUCAUUAGAGAAGGCAGUAGAUUGCAGGAGGAAUUGUAGUUUCUGCUGUAUGCGGUUGCUGUAAAUUAAAAAUAAUUGAUCUACUAGUAUAACUCUCAAUUCAAAUA
Molecule: messenger RNA, 3625 nt
Organism: Juglans regia (Persian walnut)
Lineage: Eukaryota; Viridiplantae; Streptophyta; Magnoliopsida; Fagales; Juglandaceae
Product: LRR receptor-like serine/threonine-protein kinase
Exons: 2
Coding region: 180-3461 (1093 amino acids)
Biological process (GO): protein phosphorylation
Cellular component (GO): plasma membrane
Molecular function (GO): ATP binding; protein kinase activity; protein binding
Source: RefSeq, a predicted model, not a curated record